This is a messenger RNA of Lachancea nothofagi CBS 11611, 2259 nucleotides long. The record is from the annotation of a GenBank genome assembly. Lineage: Eukaryota; Fungi; Ascomycota; Saccharomycetes; Saccharomycetales; Saccharomycetaceae.
AUGACAGAAAACGGCGAAAGACCCUCAGCUGAAGAUCGUUCUUCGAUCUACGAGGACGCUUCGACGCUUCUCAUGCUCUCCAGGGGCAAGGAUGACGGUGCGCCCAUCAUCAACACUGGUUUUCAAAAUACCGGUAGCACGCCCAGUGCGCCACAUUCUCGGACCGGAUCUCAUUCCAAUUCGGAGCCUCGAUCCCCCAUAGCCAAGGAAACUCGGUCUGACUCGCUCAAGCAAGAUUCUAGCCUUGGUAUAUCACCUGUGUCGGCCUCGGCUAUACUGCCGUCCAAUCCAGAUGGCAGUAUAACAAGCCAAAAACGUGACAAACCGUCAAGUCCGUCUUCUCGUUCUAAUUCAAGUAAGGGCAUGGUUGCAGCUGCCGCACUGGCAGCCGCAGCUACAGUACCUUUGCCUCUCAGGAGACAAGAUCAAGAACGGCGGGCAUCGAAACCUCGCCGCAACACAAAUGAAGAAUCGACCGAGCAGAAAGAUGCAUUGAGUUGGCCAGUACCAUCUUCAUAUGUAGUAGAUCCUGAUGCUGGUACAAUAACCUGUAUCUGUGGCUUUGAUGAUGAUGACGGUUUUACCAUUCAAUGCGAUCACUGUAACAGAUGGCAGCAUGCCAUAUGCUUUGGAAUUCGCGACAUUGAGACAGCACCCGAUGACCACUUGUGUAGUACAUGUCAGCCCAGGAAGGUUGACGUUAAGAGAGCCAAAAAGAGACAACAGGAGCGGCUGAACCCCAAAAACACAAAAAGAAGGCGAAAGAGUAAUCAAGAAGAAGACCAAACCGGCAAAAAUACAACCUCCGAUUCAGUCGAUUCAGCAAAUACGUCUACGAAUAACUCCAGCAAUCAUGAACUCGGCGCUGUUCCGGAAAUUAAGGCCAUGGAUAAGUUGUUGACUGCCAUGGAGCACUACUCUGUUGUUUACGUGCCACUCUCGUCUAAUGAUUACAAGGACAGGUAUGUCCAGAUGUUCUUAGAAAAGCACUGUGACGACGAUUGGGUCAUUCCAUACACUUAUAGCACCUUCCAACCUAUUUCUUUGGAGGUGAGAUCAUAUGCUGAGAACGCUCGCACGUUUUCAGGGUUACCGAAAUUAGGUUUGUUCACUCAACAGGAUUGCCCCUCCGGUACCUUCCUAGAGGAACUUUUGGGAGAAGUCGAUUUCAGUAAAAAGUAUUUUGAGGAUUCUAGAAACAACUACAGAGUUUAUGGGACGACUAAGCCCAAAGUGCUAAUGCACCCUCAUUGGCCUAUCUGCAUCGAUUCAAGACUCAGUGGGAAUCUUACAAGAUUUUUGAGAAGAAGCUGUAAGCCAAAUGUGGAAUUAGUGUCCAUCCGCUUAAAUAAUGACACUCCCAAUGUCAAGUUUGUCCUGCGAGCUUUGAGAGAUCUUGAAGAUGGAGAAGAGUUGCACAUUGGAUGGCAGUGGGAUCUGCGACACCCCAUCUGGCAGCUCAUUAAGGGUGAGAACAAAACCGUUGAUUCGCUAGACGAUCAAAACAAAUUCACGUUGGUGCAUUCCAUCGACACGAUUUUAGGCUCCACUGAUUGCGCCUGCGGGAAUAACAAUCGGGAUUGUUACUUGCUUAAGGUAAAGAAAUUUUCGCAGUCAUUGGUUAAGUCUGUCAAGUCGAAAAUGAAUAGUCGCUACAAACUCGGGGAGAUUCUUCAGGCAGCUAAAGAGGGAACUAACAAAGUACAAACGCCCAUAUUAUCGAGGCUCGCACACGAAGCAAUUAGUAAUGCCGAAAGAGCCAAUGAGAUCCUGGUCGAUUUUCAUGCUGCGAAGCUCAAGUACCUGAAAGAAGAAGGUGUGUUAAAUGGCAGAAGUGAUUCGAGGUCUAAAAUAGAUACUGUGGUCAGUGGCAAGCCUUUCAAAUUUUAUUUGAUCGACAAACAUUUCGCCCUUACUCGCAAAGGCGACGCAAAAAGUUCAGAACGCAGACCAAUUGAGCACGCUGGUCAUCUCAACGCUCUGCAAUUCGAUGAGUCCCACAUAUCGGAUCUGAACGCACUACCAAUACCUAUCGAACUUCAGGUUCCACACAUACCUUCGAUUAUCAAUAAUUCCGCAAUUUCGAAUGGAAGUGCCCCGCAAGAUGUCUUGCUUGAACCUACUGCAAAUCCGUUGCCUGCCUCGAUUGCAGUUCCUCAGCCGGCAGUGUCAACCACGAUACCAAUCCUGGACUCUCAUCAACAGUUGAAAAAGAAAUUAAGUUUCGCCGACUACAAGAAGAAGAUGAAACCUAUAUGA